Messenger RNA from Elaeis guineensis (African oil palm), 1988 nucleotides. RefSeq names its product purine-uracil permease NCS1-like. Gene Ontology annotation, biological process: transmembrane transport; nucleobase transport. NCBI's taxonomy places the organism in Eukaryota, Viridiplantae, Streptophyta, Magnoliopsida, Arecales, Arecaceae. Gene Ontology annotation, molecular function: nucleobase transmembrane transporter activity. The record is from RefSeq and is a predicted model, not a curated record. Gene Ontology annotation, cellular component: plasma membrane.
GUUGCUGAGUUAGCAUUCUCCUGUUAGCGUAAUCUACAGUACAGCUGGUAGACCAAGUCUACCCAUGAUUUCCCCAAUUAAGCCUGCCCCAUCUGUCUUCGCCCACCUGUUCUUCUGCCCACUCUCUACUACCAUCGGAAAGUCUGCUCUCUGUCGGCCCUCUCCACCUUCCCCCAACCCCCCGAGAUGCCCCCAGUCGCCGAAGAUGUGCUCGAAUUCGAGCCGGACGCCAGCCUUCUCGACAGCGACCUCAGCCAGGUCCCUGCCACAAAGCGCACCCUCACCCGGUGGGGCAUCGCCCUCCUCUGGUUCAGCAUGGUGGUGAACGUCCCCUCCUACUACCUCGCCGGCAGCCUCGUGGAUCUCGGCAUGUCCUGGUGGCAAGGCGUCGCCACCAUCAUCCUCGCCAACACCAUCCUCCUCGCCCCUCUCAUCCUCACCGCCCAUCCCGGCACCCGCUACGGCAUCUCCUUUCCCAUUCUCCUCCGCUCCGCUUUUGGCGUCCGCGGCGCCCACGUCCCCGCCCUCCUCCGAGCCCUCGUCGCCUGCGGCUGGUGCGGCAUCGAGACAUGGAUCGGCGGCCAGGCCAUCUUUCUCCUCCUCCCUCGCUCCAUACAGAACUCCUGGUACGCCCAUCCGAUCCACUGGCUCGGCACGUCGGCGCUCGAAUUCUCCUGCUUCAUUCUCUUCUUGCUGCUCCAACUGGCCAUUCUCUGGAAAGGCAUGGCCGGAAUCCGAGUGCUCCAGAACUACUCGGCGCCGGUGCUCCUCCUGCUGACCGGCUGGCUCUUUUUCUGGGCGUACUUCAAAGCCGGCGGCUUCGGAGAAAUGCUCUCCACGCCCUCCCGUCUCGGCCCGUCGCAAUUCUGGUCCGUCUUUCUCCCUUCCCUGACCGCCAGCGUCAGCGGCUGGUGCCCUGUCGCGCUGAACAUACCGGACUUCACGCGGUUCGCCGUCGGCCAGUCCGAUCAGAUCGCCGGCCAGCUGGGCCUCCCCAUCUUCAUGGGUCUCUACACCUUCAUUGGCCUGGCCAUCACUUCCUCCACACAAGUGAUCUACGGUAGGGUGAUCUCCAACCCAAUUCAUCUCUUAGCAGAGAUCGGUGGAACCUUUACCAUAAUUGUUGCCAUCUUGGGCAUCAGCCUCGCCACCAUCACCACCAACAUUCCUGCCAAUUUUGUCGCCCCUGCCAACGUUCUCGUCAGUCUCAGCCCUUCCACCUUCAGCUUCGUAGGGGGUGCUCUUUUUACGGGAUUCAUCAGUGUCGCCUUCCAGCCUUGGCGAAUUAUCGAAUCCAGCGAGAGCUUCGUCUACACUUGGCUCGUCGGGUACUCGGCAUUUCUCGGCCCAGUCUCGGGGAUUAUACUUGUCGACUAUUACGUACUCCGCCGCAUGGUGCUCGACAUGAAUGCAUUGUACUCUGCUAAUCCUCGAGGGCCAUAUUUUUACUCAAGAGGAUUUAAUGUUGCAGCGAUCGGUGCUCUGGUUGUCAGUGUGGCGCCUGCCAUCCCGGGUUUUCUUCAUAAGGUUGGAAUCCUGAAGGCAACGUCGGAAGUGUUCGUGGUUAUAUAUGAUAACGCCUGGUUCUUUGGCAUCUUUUCUGCAGCAGUAAUCUAUUGGGUCCUUUCCCGCUGGAGAUGGCCUCAGAGGGUUAAUACUGUUCCCUCUGUUUUGGAACCUCUCCAGCCUACAAUGGCUUGAUUCGUGUAACAUUGUUCAGAUUUCAAAUUCUACGUUUUGGGCUUGCAUUAUAAUUAUACGAUGAUUCUGCACGGGUGAUUGAAAGAGUACCAACUCAAAAGUUCUGAAUCAACCAUCUUAGCUGGUAUUCCAAUCAGUAUUGGGUUCUUUGGCGCCUACAUGCCAUAUCUUUAUAUGAUCCCGGCAUGUAUUAGUGUCAUUCAGUACAAUCUUGGUGUAGAUUUAUUUUUUUCCUAGGAGAUUAUGGUCCAAAUUAAAUGGCUUUGGUGGAGUCUUAUCUUCUGCAA